Molecule: messenger RNA, 1990 nt
Organism: Oldenlandia corymbosa var. corymbosa
Lineage: Eukaryota; Viridiplantae; Streptophyta; Magnoliopsida; Gentianales; Rubiaceae
Source: the annotation of a GenBank genome assembly
AUGUGGCACGAAGCGAGGAGGUCGGAGAAGAAAGUCCACGACAUGAUGGACGCGGCUCGGAAGCGAGCUCAGAGACGCGCCGUCUAUCUGGCUAAGAGGCGCGGCGAUCCUCAGCAGUCCAUCCAAGCUGUUGGGUCUCGUUGUCGUAUUUACCGUGAUGAUGCGCUCUACCAUGCCACCCAGGAUCAGCAGGGCAUGAUUCCAUGGAAUGGGAAACAGGAUAUCUUGAUUGACAGAUUCGAUGGUCGUGCUUUGCUUGACUUUAUUCGAGAUACUCGACAUUUUCGGGUUCCUGAGAAGUCUGAGGAGGAAGAAGAACUAGAAGAGUUUGUAAAUUUUGAGCGUUAUCGGGAUUUAAUUAAGCAUCGCCGUAGAGGAUUUACUGAUGAGCAAGGUUUGCAUCAUGUUGAUCAAGAGCUUGAGGCGAAGAUCACCCCAUUUGGAUCAGACAGGUCUCAUAUUCCUCAGCCAGUGGCGAGCAAGGGAGCAUAUUCCCAAGUUGGUUUCUCAUAUGAUGGAGAUGGGAAAGAGGAUACACAUGAUUCUGGUGAGGAUGAGGACGAAGAUGAGGAUGAUGAAGAAGAAGAGUUUAACAGUGACGACAGCAAUGAUGAAGGGAUGGAGUCAAUUGCUAAGGAGUUUGGAGUGAAGCGUUAUGGAUGGCUUGUGUACAUGGAUAAAAAAGCCAAAGAAGAAGAAAAAAGACAAAAAGAAGUUAUUAAGGGAGAUCCUGCAAUUAGGAAGUUAAGUCGCAAGGAAAGAAGAAAAGUUUCUCAGAUGGAAAGAGAGAGAGAAAGAGAAGCUUCUCGCAUGAUUGGUACUCGAGUUGUUCACACCGACCCUUACCGUGAGUCAAGGAGGAGCCCUACAUAUGAAGCCUAUUCUCGGUCUAGGCGGUCAAGAUCAAGAUCCAGGUCUUAUUCACCUUCACACCCUAGACGCCAUGCUCGUGGUGAUGACGCUCAUCGGAGUAAAGAUAGAGCUCCUAAGAUAGAGUAUAUCACUGAGUUUGGAGGGUCUGAUGGUGAUGAACCAAAAUUCUCAGGAUACUCUCCACCACCGUCUCCUCCAUCCCAAGCUGAUGCCUUAAGCCGGCCAUCAUCCGGUCGGAUACUUGAGGCCCUUCAUGUGGAUCCUGCAUCUGGCGUAUCCAUUGAAAAGGAACACAAUACAAAACUGUUGAAAACUCCUACAAGCACAUCCUCUGCAUUGGCGAAAUUAAGCAAGGUAACAAGUAGCGGAGGGCUCCCUAAGCAGCCUGGGGAGAAGAAGGAGACUCCACAAGAGCGCCUCAAGCGGAUAAUGAGCAAACAAUUAAACAAGCAAAUAAAAAAAGACACUGCCGUUGAAAUGGCCAAGAAGCGAGAACAGGAAAGGCAGAGGCUGGAAAAACUUGCCGAAACAAGUCGUGUUGCUCGGCAUCGUUUUCGCAGCCGUAGUCGGAGCUAUAGUCGUUCUCCUCCAAGGUAAUGAAUGGCUAGAUUACCAAGAGUGUUCAGCUAUUCAGGCGUUUCAUUUAUUUUUCCAUCUUCCAUUUGGGAUUAGAGAUGAGCAGGCCUGUUCUUUUAUAACCCAUCUGGUGGUAGCUUUGAUGGCGUCGUGUACCAAGUUUUUUUCCACGGAAUUAUAGUUUGGUUCUCUUUCGAGCAACUUGAUACAGUUUCUUCUGCCUUUGUGUUGUUCUCAUUCUACUGUGACAAAGUAACUGAUAUCAGUUUUCGCAAUGUAUCACACCCUGAAAUUCAUAUUUCAGUGUGAUUUCUUGCGAGGAGUUUUUUUGUUCAACUAAUCUAAGUAUAUUUCUUAACGAUUUGGUAUGAUAAUUGAUACUGAGGUGCAGCCAGCUUCAUUUUUAUUAGUGACACUUUGAUGUAUUUGCCAUGUGUAUUAAUAUGCAUCUUUUUUGAUAUACGUCGUUACGUUCCUGCAGAAGGUAUCGGAGAAGUAGAAGUCGGAGUAGAAGUAGGGGAUCUCGAAGGCAUGGCUCUAG